AUGUCUGCUCGUCACGAUAUCGCAAUUAAGCCUGCAGAGCUUCUGGGUAUUUUGCACAUACCGAUUCGCGGUCUAGAGGCGGCAGCCAAGACGAAGGUGUUUUACACCCGGAAAAGGAUGGACAAGAAUGGUCGCAUGGUCGAACAACGGUGCGAGGCGGGAGUCGAGGUGGACAGGACGCCCUGCAGCGUCCAAGUGCAGUUUGAGGUGCCCCUGGACCACCGGACGACCCGGCACCAUGAUUUCGAGCAUCUCAACAUUGUUCUCACUUCCACAUUCGUCUUUGGAGGCCUGGAGACGGGUAGCAUCAAGACAGUGGAGGAACUCCAGAGCCAACUCAAGCAAAGGGAGAACAUUACCGUCUUUCUCUGUGGUGGACCGGGAGAUUACAACCCAGCGGAGCGUAACCCGCUGUUCAACGUCGAGUAUCUCAAGAAUGAUGGGUGUCUAAUCUUCCUAGACUACAGGGGCACCGGCUCCAGUCAUGAGAUUCGAGACAGGAGCAAGCCUGCCCGGCACGUUGAAGAGGUACAGCUACAGCAGCGUUACAUUAACCUGCUGCGACCCGAACCAUGGGUCAGGAAGGCCGACAAGAAGCCUCCGAGGAACGAGACCGAAGUCAGGGCCAUGGCGAAUCUGCUCAGCCUCUUUCGCCAGGACAGCAUCGUGUACGACCUCGAGUCGAUCCGCCAGUGCCUCUUUGGGCCGGGCAGCACGCGCAAGUGGAACAUUUUUGGCCAGUCGUACGGCGGCUGGGUGUCGCUCACCUAUCUGUCGCAGUACCCAAGGAGUCUCGCGAGCAGCACCAUUACCGCCGGUCUCGCACCGAUUACCGCGAGUCCCGACGAGGCAUAUUCAAAGCUGUUCCAAGUAGUAAAGGAGCGUAAUGACGCAUACUACCGGCAAUACCCCGAUGAUAUCCAUAGGGUCAAGCGAAUUGUCGAGUAUCUGCUAGACUACGAGACCAACCGCAACCCGGGUGUCGGUCUCGAGAUUCAGAAUGGUCGCCUGACGGCGCGGCGUUUUCUGUGCAUUGGCCGCGGCCUCGGUGCUCGAGAUCGAUUUUCCCGGUUGCAUGACCUUAUCGAACGGAUGUAUGAGGACCUUGAGGAGAGUGGAGAUUUGGAUCGGAGGACCCUUGACUUGUACUGCUCAAGUGAGGACAGCUGGGGUUUCGACCGGCGACCGCUGUACGCCGUGCUUCACGAGGCCAUGUACUGCCGAGGAGCCGCGUCAAACUGGUCAGCCCAGCGCGUGGCUCGGAGCAUGCCAGAGUUUUCAUGGGCCGGGGUGGGUCGGGAAAUCUCAGAGCUUCUUCUCGGUUCACAGUGCAAGCAGGAGAGCGACGAGUACAAGAUCUACUUCUCUGGCGAGAUGGUGUACCCCUUCAUGUUUGAGGACUAUGACGCUCUCGUGCCGCUCGCCGGCGUGGCUGAAGCGUUGGCUCGACAUGUCUGGGUCGACCCCUACAACGAUGAGGCUCUGCAUCACAACCAGGUCCCCGUGUAUGCCCUCAGUUACGAGUCUGACAUGCACGUCAACACGGAACUGGCCAAGGCAACUGCUGGUGUUAUUGGUAAGAACGCAGACAAGGAUGCGCGGGUCGUGCCCAUCCGACACAAGAUCCUGACCAAGAUUCCGGGCAAUGGGCGUGACUUUCAGCAUGCAUCGCUCCGAAGUGAUGUAGAGGCAGUAUUGAGAGAGCUCAAGGACUUGAUCAAGGGGUCAGAGUAG
Messenger RNA from Pestalotiopsis fici W106-1, 1734 nucleotides. RefSeq lists its product as uncharacterized. The transcript has a single exon. Bases 1 to 1734 code for a protein of 577 amino acids. The record is from RefSeq and is a predicted model, not a curated record. Lineage: Eukaryota; Fungi; Ascomycota; Sordariomycetes; Amphisphaeriales; Sporocadaceae.